Canis lupus familiaris (dog) is the source of this 2778-nucleotide messenger RNA. RefSeq names its product RWD domain containing 2B (gene RWDD2B). NCBI's taxonomy places the organism in Eukaryota, Metazoa, Chordata, Mammalia, Carnivora, Canidae. The record is from RefSeq and is a predicted model, not a curated record. The coding region runs from base 722 to 1681 and encodes 319 amino acids. Gene Ontology annotation, molecular function: protein binding. The transcript is spliced from 7 exons.
CUCCUGCUGCUCGCCUGGCGUCAGGGACCGCCCCCUGGACCCGCUCUGCCCUGUGAAGUAAAAAUCUGCAAGGAGAAAGAAUGAUUCCCGCCAGGAAACCCAGUUUUCAUUACACGUUCGUACAGCGUUCACUGAGAUCCUGAGUCAGAAAAUUCUCUUCGACGUUUUUUUGUUUUGUUUUUUUUUUGCAUUGAAACCUUAUCUACGAAAAUUAUUUAACACGUCAAUGAUACCCCUGUAACAUCACUCCCAUAGUCGUCCGCACGCGGGUCGUUUGGCCCCAAACUUCUUUGCUGCCUCCAUUUCAUCCUCCAGACUUCUGAACUCUGGGACUUUCUCCCAAUUUCACUCGGUCAGCGACAAAAACACGCCUUUAAAUAUAUGACGGUUACUCCCAAGAUGACAUCUCCAGCCGGAUACCUCAUAAACUGUCUGCUGAACAUCUCUCCUGAGGAGAUAAUAUGUCCUGAUCCUCAAACUAAAUAGAAAGCUCCAGCAAUGAAUGAAGUAUGAAGCUCUACAUAUAGUAGUUACUCAACUGAUAUUUACCAAAGAUGAGAAAGAAUUCCAUGAAGACACCAUUAACCAAGAUAAUGGGUGUUUGAUUUCACAGAAUAAAUUCUCUUUGAGAAGGUUUCCAAAGUAACCAGCCAUAGCCUCUCUCCUGGCUAUAAUAUCAUUCAUUGAUAAUGGCUUUUGACUACAUAAUUAGUUUACUUCAAUGAAACUAUGCAUUGUGGUAGCUCAAGUUUCCUGGUCAACUAUCCAGAUAAAGAGGAAUCUGAUGCCUGAAAUUUACAGAUAUCCAAAAAUGAUUGAGAUUGAACAGGCCGAGGCCCAGCUCUCUGAGUUAGACCUGCUAGCCAGUAUGUUCCCCGGUGAGAAUGAGCUCAUAGUGAAUGACCAGCUGGCUUUAGCAGAACUGAAAGACUGUAUUGAAAAGAGGACGAUGGAGGGACGAUCUUCAAAAGUUUACUUUACUAUCAAUAUGAACCUGGAUGUAUCUGAGGAAGCAAUGGUAAUGUUUUCUCUGGCCUGUAUCCUUCCCUUUAAAUAUCCUGAAGUUCUGCCUGAAAUCACGGUCAGAUCAGUAUCACUAAGUAGAUCCCAGCAGACUCAGCUCAACACAGAUCUGUCUGCAUACCUGCAAAAGAAUUGUCUCGGAGAUGUCUGUAUAUUAAAUGCCACAGAGUGGGUUAAAGAACAUGCUUCUGGCUAUAUCAGCAGAGACACCAUACCUCCUGCUCCAGGAAGUACAUUCCAGCCAGUUGAUCUCGUUCUCACAAGACUGUGGAUCUAUAGCCAUCACAUCUACAAUAAGUGCAAAAGAAAGAAUAUUUUAGAGUGGGCAAAAGAGCUUUCCCUAUCUGGUUUUAGCAUGCCUGGGAAACCUGGUGUUGUUUGUGUGGAAGGCCCACAAAGCGCCUGUGAAGAAUUCUGGUCAAGACUCAGAAAGUUAAACUGGAAGAGAAUUUUAAUUCGCCAUCGAGAAGACAUUCCUUUUGAUGCUACAAAUGACAAAAUAGAAAGACAAAGAAGAUUUUCAAGUUUUGAAGAAAAAGUGUUCAGUGUUAAUGGAGCCAGAGGAAACCACAUGGACUUCGGUCAGCUGUAUCAGUUUUUAAACGCCAAAGGAUGUGCAGAUGUUUUCCAGAUGUUCUUUGGUGUGGAAGGACAGUGACUGGCCAGAGGAGUAAUUGAAAAUAUUUGUAACUGUUGGCCCCUUGAUUUUUUCCCCCUACUCUUCCUUGAAAGAUGAAGUAAUUUGGGGCACCUAGCUGGUUCAAUCAGUUAAGCUUCUGACUUUGGCUCAAGUCAUGACCUCAGGGUCCUGGGAUUGAGCCCUGAGUCAGGCUCCCUGUUCAGCGGGGAGUCCUCUUGUCUUUCUCCCUCUCUCUCUGCUACUCUCCCUGCUUAUGCUCUGUCUCUCUAAUAAAUAAAUAAAUAAAAUCUUUAAAAAAAAAGAUUAUGCUUAAAACAGUUCUCCUUUUACUUAUGACAUAUUUUUAACAGAUAUAUUUCAGGGACAUGUGGGUGGCUCAGUGGUUGAGCACCUUCCGCCCAGAGCGUGAUCCUGGGGUCCCAGGGUCGAGUCCCACAUCGGGCUCCCUGCAUGGAGCCUGCUUCUCUCUCUGCCUAUGUUUCUGCCUCUCUCUGUGUGUCUCUCAUGAAUAAAUAAAUAUUAAAAAAAUACAUUUCAGCUCUACUUUUCUCUCCCCCCUCCCCAACAUUCUGGAAUGGGGCUAAAGUAAAAUUACUUGAUCUUUUUUUUCCCCAGAACUCUGGGAUCAUGACCCAGCCAAAGUUAGAUGCAUAACCGAGUCACCCAGGCAUCCUUUAAGUAUAAUCUUUAAAAUUGUUGAUAGAACGCUCUUGACAUAGAAGCUACCCAUUUUGAAAGAGAAAUUAAUGAUACUUGAGGGAGAUAAAUGUUGCAGGUCCAACUUGCCAUCUGCUCUCAACCUCGUCCCCCUUCCCUGCUUCCAUUAAAAACCUGGAAAAGCUAGAUGCUCACUCUACAGCCUCUUUUGUGGCUAGGGAGGGCCUCAAGACACAGCUUUGGCUAGGGGAGUAGGUUAAAGGAGUAGAUGCACCUCUUCUUCCCUUUCUGCCACAAACACUAAAGGGAGUUGCCAUGGUCCUUCCGACCAUAGGGGCAGGACGGGCCAAAAGAACCACAGAGAUGCCAGUCCCCAUGUAGUUGAGCUGCUGAUCCAACACCAUCCCCUGCCUAUCUCUAGUCAGCUUGUUAUGCAAUUAAAUCAGUCUCCUUUCGUU